AUGCACCAGUCUUUCUACGGGUAUAAUCUCACACGGCCGUACCCCUACAGGUGGUUUACACCGGUGCUCGUCAUAGGGUUUUUUUUUUUUACAACCCUUUUUUCAUUGCUCAACGUUGCCACGAAUGGCUACGAACUCACCGCCAAAUCAACCUCAGAUCCCAAUUCCACUCUGGUUGAGAGAGACUGGCUCAGCUCCGUGCCGUCCUUCCUCAGAGGUGUGCGCUCACAGUGUGACAGCACCAUCAUACCAUUGCAGAGCCUACUAAAGACAAACAACUCGGCCUUGCCGUACACAGUCGACAGAGUAUGGAGAAGAACGGAAGGGGGCGGGAAGGAAACUCUGGGAUCCUUGGUGUAUCAUAACCAGCCGCUGCAAGAGUGCCGGGUCAUUUUCGUCGAGACCAACAUCGAGGUCCAAACUCGCUCGGCAUCACAGCUAGCCAGAAUACCCGUCGGAGGAGCAGUGGAAACCAGGGUAGAGUGCUUCUUCGAGAGCGAAGAUGGCCGGACCUUCCUCCAGCUCUCAUCCGUCUACGACCCUAUUCCCACCUCGAACAGCUCGGUGCAGUACUUCUUGUAUAGCAGCCCGACCAAGCAAGCCAACCUAUACUGGGGAUCGUGGUUGAUGCGCAUCUACUGGGCAGACAUCAUGCGGAACUUCGCCAAGAAGAAUAGCGACGAGAAAAAUCGCUGGGUCAGCGCCAACCUCCAGGUCAAGUAUUCGUCAACCAGGCCCGAGAUCACAGACGAUGAUAUGAGAAACCCCGACUUUUUCUACGUUUCGUGCUUCUUCAACAGAAAAGGCGACGGUGCGGCCAGGGGUGACUUCGACUUCGAUGUUUGCAGCAACGGCAACAACAAUAUCACGGCCCUGAGCAGCAGCGGCGCAGGGGCGUUGGAGAUGCCAGACUUUUGGUCGUCGUACAACAUCCUCUCCAAGGCCGUGUACUACACCACGUUAGCGGAUCUCGGCCGCGACGACAGGUCCAUCCCCAACCUGCUCAGCCGCCGUGCGCUGGUCGAGGAGCUGAGCCGGGACCUGAACAAGACCCGGCAGGGCCUGGCCCCCGCGUGGCAAUGGGGCAUCGGGCCCGAGUUCCCGAGCGACAAGGCCUUCUCCGCCGCGGACUACUCCGACGCCGACAUGCAGGUGACGCCGUCGGUGCUGGCCUCGACCUACCUCUGCAAGGUGCGCAGGCUCAAGGACCCGGCGCGGCUCGUCAUGGCCGUGCUCGUGUCCAACCUCGUGUUCCUGAGCGCCCUGUGGACGGCUUAUAUUUGGAUCGUCGACGUGUUCCUGGUGGGCAGGGCGACGAUCCUGGAGCUGGAACCUCCCCCGGCGCAGAACAAUGGGCGCGCGUCCCCGGCUUCCAUGUACGAGACGGAGAUGACGCCGCUGAAGCCCGAGUUUCAGAAGGGUGUCUCGGGUGGCAGUGCUUCGGUGGACGACUUUGGGAGGAUUACGAAGUAG
Molecule: messenger RNA, 1473 nt
Organism: Clonostachys rhizophaga
Lineage: Eukaryota; Fungi; Ascomycota; Sordariomycetes; Hypocreales; Bionectriaceae
Source: the annotation of a GenBank genome assembly